AUGUCUUCACACAAUUUACGAGCGAGUAUUUUGCUCAUGAAAAGUCUUCGUUGGAUGGAUGCUAGGCCUGAAUCAUCGUCGUUGCCGGCCAACAACAAUCAUGGCAGAAAUGGUUGCAACUUCAAGCAUAAUACUUCCGAGAGAAAGGACGAGAUAGUUCCUCCAACUGAGAAAGAAAUUGAUAAUCUAACCAUCCCAGCACUGAAAGACGAACUUGCUAAAAGGAAUCUAUCAAAAAAGGGAAGCAAAAAAACUCUGGUUUCCCGAUUGAAGUCAUAUUUUUAAAGAACUCGGCCGCCAGAAAACGAGUGUAGUGCAGUCUCUGACUAAACUGAUACAUCGCUACUAUGUACCGCACGGGACGAAACCCGGGCCAACAAUUAAGAGAACUGCCAAUGCCUACCCCUUCUGUUAGAUUCUCAGAAUGAAGUGAAAGAAAUCACGGCUAGUUCGUCGCGGCAAAUACUGCCUAACCUGACUUCUAAUAGUGAGCUGACAAAGCUUCAAGAUGGAAACAGCGCCUUAAAACAGAGACUGCUACGACUCUUUAAAGCGUGA
Porites lobata is the source of this 558-nucleotide messenger RNA. NCBI's taxonomy places the organism in Eukaryota, Metazoa, Cnidaria, Anthozoa, Scleractinia, Poritidae. The record is from the annotation of a GenBank genome assembly.